UGCAGCGGGAGGCCAGUAAGAGAAGUGGGAGCGGAGAGAUAUUAGCGAUCUUCAUCAAAGGAAGGAAAGAGCGGAGCAGGAAAGGAGGAAGAGAAAGGGCUGAAACAGAGGAAUGACCGUUCCACAGAGUUCAGUUUCACACAGAGCCAGUGGACAUGAAAACUACAUGAAUGAGACGUACAAAUAUAAUAGACUGAAAUAAUCAUCUCAGCCAGAGUGAAGGAUUCAUUGAGGAAAGGAAAUAUUAUAUAACAAGUAAAGGAAAUUUCUCUGCAGGAGGAAAGGUGGUGUUUGAGGGAACGGACAACCAACUUUAUUACUCUAAUCCAAAAACUACUUUCAUACCUGAAAGCAUGAUGAACGGCAAGAUGAGUAUUUCCCGUAAUGGUACCUUGGAGAAACCCGCGUCCCUGCAGACCGCCACGGACCGAGGGGAGCCCGAAACACCUCACCCGCGCCUCCAUCACACCGGCUCCAUCUCCUCGAGUACUCCGGCAAACGUGUCCAGCUCAUGUGUGGUGGUUCCUCCUCCGUACUCGAUAGCAAGCAGUGCGGUGAACGAGUCUCCCCUGGAGCUGAGGGGCGCUCUGGACUGUUGGGCCUGUUCUGUUCUGGUUACAGCACAGAAUCUGAUCAUCGCCGCGCUCAAUGUGGGUCUGGCUGCAUUGAUCUUCGGCCUCAUCCUCUUGCCUUCGCUCGUCAUGGUCGUGUUUGGCUUCCUCUGCCAUUCAACGGUUCAGCACCACGGUACUUCAGUCUACUGUUCAGAUCUCUUGGAUGAUGGAGGCUGUGUGGCUUUACUGGUGGUGGGGUUCCUGCUGCUGGCUCCGCUCCUGGUUCUGGCUCUGGCCGCUUACUGCAGGAUGGCACGCCACCUCCAGCUGGGCCUAUGCUUCAUCCCCUACAGCCGUGCUGUCUACAAGAACCUGCCUGCAUCACGCCAUGGAGGCCUGGGGGGCUGCUGUGGCAAGCAGGGGGCAGGAGAGAGCGAGGGAAAGGGUAGCGUGUGGGUUUGAGCAGUUUAAAAAACCUUACAAAAAACAACCUGGUGAAUAUAAUGUGAUUAGACAUUGCAAUAGGUCACAUACAGAGAACGAAAUAGUGCCAAUAUAUCAAUACAAGCAGUGCCAUGAUCUCAGCAGUUUUGUUAAACUGAAUUUUUACAAAUUGUGCAUUUAAUUCAAUGUCAGACUCUUUUUAGCUGUGCUUUUGCAGGGAUGUUUUUCAGUCAUUUUUAACUGGAUCAACCUAUAGACCUUAGUCAGGGUAACACCA
Sinocyclocheilus anshuiensis is the source of this 1275-nucleotide messenger RNA. It is a transcript of the gene tmem88a, whose product is annotated as transmembrane protein 88 a. Gene Ontology annotation, cellular component: plasma membrane. The transcript is spliced from 3 exons. Lineage: Eukaryota; Metazoa; Chordata; Actinopteri; Cypriniformes; Cyprinidae. Gene Ontology annotation, molecular function: PDZ domain binding. The record is from RefSeq and is a predicted model, not a curated record. The coding region runs from base 354 to 1016 and encodes 220 amino acids.